CUUGUUUAUUUUCCGCGAGCUCCCAGAAUUCCGUAGACCCUCUCCUGCUGCGUGCGUCCCCAAAUCAGGAGUCCUCCCAACCCUCGCCACCGGCGCCGUCCGCCCCAUCUCCGACGCCGCCUCCCCCCGAAGCGAAGCAGGACUAGGGUAUCAGUAUCAGAGAUGGAUACAUCAGGACCUGCAGCAUUCGUCAAUGGAGAGAUUCUGAAGAUGUUCGUCGGCCGAAGAGUGCGCACGGUGGUCCAAGCCCAGCGCGAGGAAGGCGGGUUGCUUAUCGGGCAGUCCACCGAUGGUCAUCAGCUAACCAUCAAAGGGGCCUCCGGUGCCCCUAUGUCGCACUAUGUGGAGAUUAUUGGGAUCGCUGAACCCAAUCAGGCCAUCCGGGCUGAAGUUUGCACAGAUUUUGGUGAAAACUUCGAUCCUGCACCAUUCAAUGGACUGUGCAAGCUUGCGAAUGGCCAGAUGAAGGAUUUGUUCCUGUAGAGGUCGGCAUCACAUACAAGACAUUCUGCCAACAAAGCAUGUCUCAUGUUCAUGAUUUCUCUAGCUUUAAGAUCCGUCCAACUGUUUUUGUCAGUCAUCUCAGUAUAAUCAAGCUACUUAGGGUCAGUAUUGGUGCUUAUUAAGACAUAUUAACCUUAAGCUAUGUGAGGACAAGCGUGUGCUUUUGUUGCUGAAGAGCUUGUGGUGUUUGCUCCUUCUAAGCAAAGCAAACCAAAGCGUUGUGCUGCAUUGUUACUGUCGCUUGCAUUUGGAUCCUUGAAAGCUGUGUUUCUUGUUAUGCUCUCCGGUGCAUCUUGAUGAAGUGAGCUAGUAUGAUGCUUUCUGAUGAA
Molecule: messenger RNA, 833 nt
Organism: Oryza sativa Japonica Group (Japanese rice)
Lineage: Eukaryota; Viridiplantae; Streptophyta; Magnoliopsida; Poales; Poaceae
Product: replication protein A 14 kDa subunit-like
Biological process (GO): DNA replication; DNA recombination; DNA repair
Cellular component (GO): nucleus
Molecular function (GO): DNA binding
Source: RefSeq, a predicted model, not a curated record